AGUAUUUUUUGGAAGAAACCAUUAUUUUGGGAUAUUUUGGGGUGAGCAAUAUUCAAAGACCUAACGAAACAGCCGCCGGCGACCACACUCCGAGAGAGUCUCACAGCCUAGACCAAUGGGCAGCGGCAAGGAGAAGAAGGCCCUUUCAGAGACUCGUAAAAAGCAAAAGAAAAAGAAAGAGUUGUCCCUGCGGCCUAAGCAAUUGAAGACCAAGAAGAAAAACAAACGCAAUGGGAAUGAAAAGGAGAUGGAGAAUGAGAAGACUAAUACCAGUACCGGAAAAAAGGGAAACGGCGUCAUUCAGAGCCCAACAGUUUCUGAGCAGCUCGACUUCUUUAUUCACCAAUACCAAUCUGCCAACCGCGUUCAGCUUUCUUCUCUUGAGCUCGAAUCCUUCAAAGAUACUUGCAUGGUUGAACUCCUCCGAGAUGAAACUAACAACACUAGAACUCUUGGAGAGAUUAUGAAGUUUGCUUUUGGACCUUCAUGGAAUUCUCUUCUCUGUAAAAAUACACUUGUAGCUGAGAAAGUUGAACCUGGCCAUCCUGCGCUUCUUGUGAUUAGCUCUUCUGCUAUAAGAUCCCUGGAACUUCUAAGGGAGUUGAGACCUUUUACUAGAGAAUGCCCUGCUGCAAAGCUUUUCUCUAAGCACAUGAAGAUUGAAGAGCAGGUGUCCGUUCUGAAGAACCGUGUUAAUAUUGCUAGUGGUACACCUAGCAGGAUCAAGAAAUUGAUUGAUAUGGAGGCACUAGGCUUGUCGCGGUUAUCUGUCCUUGUGCUGGAUAUGCAAAUGGAUGUCAAGGGCUAUUCACUGCUAACACUUCCUCAAGUCAGAGAUGAGAUGUGGGAUUUGUACAAGAGCUAUUUUCAUGAGAAAGUACUGGAGGGUACCCUGCGUAUGUGCCUCUUUGGACCAUUACCAAAGAUAUCCGAGGCCAGAAAGGUUGAUGAUGAGUGAUGACUCAUUCUGAUACAACUGUUGCGAGGAUGCUAGUGGGCAAUAAAUGUGACCUGAACAACAUAAGGGCUGUAAGUGUUGAGGAGGGGAGAAGCAUUGCAGAAGCUGAAGGGAUGUUCUUUAUGGAGACGUCCGCGCUAGAUUCCACAAACGUAAAACAGGCUUUUGAGAUUGUUAUCCGCGAGAUAUAUAACAAUGUUAGCAGAAAGGUUUUGAACUCUGAUUCGUAUAAAGCAGAGUUAUCUGUCAAUAGAGUCAGCCUUGGUCAUAAUAAUAGUAAUGGAUAUGAUGAUGAUGGAUUGAAGCAGAACAAGAACAAGGCUUAUUCUUGUUGUUCUAGGUAGUUAACUGUUUGUCCAAGAAAAAGGUUUUUCGUUUGUUUGACUGUUUGGUGUUUCUGUAAUUUAUUGGUUUGUUUUAAAAUACCAGCAAUUUGUCAAUCACAUUU
Cuscuta epithymum is the source of this 1406-nucleotide messenger RNA. Lineage: Eukaryota; Viridiplantae; Streptophyta; Magnoliopsida; Solanales; Convolvulaceae. The record is from the annotation of a GenBank genome assembly.